UGAGACGACGCGGAAGAGAAUCUCCUCUCCGCUGCGGUCCCGCUGCUUCUCUCCUCCGCGUCCGAGAGUCGAUCCAGGGUUGAAAAGAAGAUCAUCUCUUCUUGCCGUGUUUACCUCCGACCGCCGGGUCAAAACCGACACCGGAGUGUCCGAACAAGCAUCUGGGGUCGGGGGAAUGGAGCUUCACGGCAGGGACGAAGCCAAGGGCCCGGUGCUGCACAUCGUGGUGGUGGGAUUUCACCACAAGAAGGGCUGUCAGGUUGAAUUUUCCUACCCGCCGCUGAUGCCAGAUGAGGGUCAUGACAGCAACCUGCUGCCCGAAGAGUGGAAGUACCUCCCUUUCCUGGCUCUUCCUGAUGGAGCUCACAACUACCAGGAGGACACUGUGUAUUUUCACCUGCCGCCCCUCAGUGGAGACAUGAAGUGCGUCUAUGGAGUGUCCUGUUAUCGCCAAAUAGAAGCAAAGGCCCUAAAGGUCCGACAGGCCGACGUCACCAGAGAGACAGUUCAGAAGAGCGUUUGUGUCCUCAGUCGAGUGCCUCUCUACGGUCUGCUUCAAGCAAAACUGCAGCUCAUCACGCACGCCUACUUCGAGGAGAAAGACUUCUCUCAGAUCUCCAUCCUGAAGGAACUGUUCGACCACAUGAACGGCUCUCUGAGGGGUUCGACUCUGGAGGGAUCACAGGUUUAUCUAGGGCUGUCACCGAGGGAUCUAAUACUGCACUUCAGACACAAGGUUCUGAUCCUCUUCAAGCUGAUUCUGCUGGAGAAGAAGGUCCUGUUCUAUGUGUCCCCUGUCAACAGACUAGUAGGAGCUCUGAUGACCGUCUUAUCACUGUUUCCAGGUAUGAUCGAGCACGGCCUGGUGGACUCGUCCCACUACAGACCUAAAGGCAGCGUAUCAGAGGACCUGAGUCUGGUUGAAAGCGUCUCAGGAGCCGAAGAAUUUGUCUCCGUGUCCGUCACUGAUAUCGCCAACACCGCCAUGGAGCUGGAGGGGGUGGAGGCGGCUCAACCCGCCGCAGAGUCUCUCUCCUCUGGGAACAGUGCUGAGAGCGACAACCACCUCCUCAAACCUCCGUCACGAACCUCUCCGGAGUCCUCUGAGAGCGACUGGGAGACCCUGGACCCCAGCGUGUUGGAGGAAGCUGCUCCCAAAGAGGCGGCCGAGGCGGAGCUCCAGGACGCCUUCGACUCCAAACCGGGGACGCCCAUCACGGUGCAGCCUCAGGCGGUCACCGGUCAGGGAGGGGUCACCCAGGGGCUGGUUUCGGGUCUGGAGGAGGACCAGUACGGCCUGCCGCUCCCCAUCUUCACCAAGGGUUACCUGUGCCUGCCCUACAUGGCCCUGCAGCAGCAUCACCUCCUGUCAGACGUCACGGUCCGAGGCUUCGUUGCCGGUGCGACCAACAUCCUCUUCCACCAGCAGAGGCACCUCAGCGAUGCCAUCGUUGAAGUGGAAGAAGCUCGUAUCCAGAUCCAGGACCCCGAGCUGAGGAAGAUCCUGAGCCUGACGACGGCGGACCUGCGCUUCGCCGACUACCUGGUCAAACACGUGACGGAGAACCGCGAUGACGUCUUCCUGGACGGGACGGGCUGGGAGGGCGGAGACGAGUGGAUCAGAGCCCAGUUCACCCUCUACCUCCACUCAUUACUGUCCUCUGCACUACAGCAAGAUAAUGAGAGACUGCUGGCCGAUUACGGGGCUCCUUUUGUCGCGGCGUGGAAGAUCAGCCACAACUACCGGGUCUGGUACAGCAACAAGCACCCCGCCAUGACCACCAUCACUCCAGGCCACCCGUUCCAGGGCCAGUACAGCGUCGCUGAUGUCAAACUACGACUCUCACACUCGGUGCAGAACAGCGAACGAGGGAAGAAGAUCGGAAACGCCAUGAUGACGACCAGCCGCAGCGUCGUCCAGACCGGGAAGGCAGUCGGUCAGUCGGUCGGAGGAGCGUUGACCAGCGCCAAGUCGGCCAUGUCCUCCUGGUUCUCCACGUUGGCCCAGCCUCCACCGGCCGGUCCUGAAACGACCACCGAGGUCAAACCGUGACCGACGAAUCCCAGAACCCCCCAGUGACUCUGUUUCCUCGUCCUCUGGUGGUGAAGCAGGAGUAGCGAGCUGGUUUUAUGAAGGACGUGGGUAGAAGAACGGUCGUCUUUCUUCAAAGAUCAAGUGAAACCCAACGGUCACCGGAUCCCGAUUGGAGAUUCUGGACUUUUUAAGAGAGACGUCGCUGUGGACGGCAGGCUGGAGAAUUAACUGUACAGUCCACAUCCACUGUAAGGCAGCGACCGCCACUGCUUUCAGUCAAAUCCAGAAAAUCUGGCCGGUUGCGUUGCGACCGACGGCCUGCUUCUGUCUGCUGGACGCUUCCCUGUGAGACGCUGAAGACGCUGUUUGGGUUUGCGGUGUUCCCUCUUUGCUGCGUAUUGUCACGGUUUGUCUGUUUUUGCUGAGAAACGAUGUUUUAUGUAAAAUAUCCGCGUCGCAGGUUUGUGACGGAAAAGCAUGAGCUGUGGCACCUUGAAGAUUUUAACGCAGGGGUGUCAAACUCAGUUCCUGGAGGUCCACUAUCCUGCAUGUUUUAGAUGUUUCCCUCUUCCAACACACCUGAUUCAAAUGAUCAGCUUAUCAUUAAGCUCAGCAGAAGCCUGAUAACGAGCCUGAUCAUUUGAAUCAGGUGUGUUGGAAGAGGGAAACAUCUAAAACAUGCAGGAUAGUGGCCCUCCAGGAACGGAUCUUGACACCCCUGUUUUAACGGAUCCGUUCUGGCUCGUGUUUGUCGAUGUCUCCGUAGCAACACUGUGGUUGUCGUGGUAACAGCGAGCAUUCCUCUGUGCGGUUUAAUUUCUCGUCGACUGAAUGACGUAAAGCUGCAAAUAAUCAUUUUCACCUGUAGUAGUCCAUUUUUUAGAUCAUUCUAAAGUCUAAAAAUGUUUGACAAUUGAGGAAAAGGUCCUUCAGAAAACUCAUGAAACUCAAGUCAAAAGAUAUCAGAUAAAGUAUAUGCAACUAAUAGCGUGCUAUUAAUAAAAAUACAGCAGGAAAAAUAAUUAACAUAACACGUUAAAGCCUUUAGGCGACAUGUAACAGUAGCAGUAUAUUUUUCUUGGUGCAAAACUGCAAAAAAAUAAGUUAAUCACAUAAUGUAAAGGAUAAGAUAAGUAUGCUAAGUAUUUAUAAAAUAAAAUGAAAUAAAAUGUUUUAGCUUUUUGUUCACCAAAUAAGACUUUUAUUAGUUUUCACACUUAAUAUUUCUUAGUUAAGCAACUGUAUUUUUCUACUUUUUGAAAGGUUUGGGGGAAAUUAUUCCAUUUAAAACAGCAUUCACACAGUUAAAAAUAAGAUAUUUGGCAUUUCCUUGACAACAGCCAACCAAAAAUUUCCAGUAAUUAUGACCGCUGUUACCAAAACAACCACACCGUUGUUCCAGAAGUCCUUGUGAACCUUGACGCCUGAUGUUGCUGUGAUGAAAACCUCCCUGAACUAUGAAGGAACCUGUUUAUUGGGGUGUUAUUAACCCUCACCCAGGCCUUUUUCUACUCCGCUGUCAACAUAUACAUACACAUAUAUAUAAAUAUAUAUUUGGAGAACUAUAUUUAGUAAAUCUGAAGCUAGUUUAAAAGCAGAUGACUUAUUUAUUUGUUGUGUGGCUUCAUAAAUAUCCACGUUUCGUCAUGAAAACACUGGAACGAGUCCCAGUCCGUGGACCACUGUGUAUUUGCACAAAGCGGCCGUUUUUAAUCUCUUUUCCUUGUGUAGGUGUAACGUCGAGGUGUUUUUCAGGAUCUUUUCCCUCCACCCUACUAAUAUCCGACAUGGAUUAACAGCGGUCCAGUGAGCAUGCUCUGUCCGGUCGAGUGUUUGCUUCCUGUUUUUGUUUCCUGUUUUUGUUUGUUUCAUGCGUUUAAAACCUCCUUUGUCCAUUUUCGGCUUUUCGAAGCUGCUUUUUUUAUCCUCUGAUGACAUGUUUUCAUUUUUUUCUUUUGUAUUUUCAAGCAAAAUAUAUGAAUGUAUCGUGAAUCCAGAUUCGCAGAAUAUUUUUCUUGACAGAUGCUUUUAAUGUAUCAAAGUGAUAUAUUAUAUUGCUGUAUUAAAAAUAAUAAAAGUG
Acanthochromis polyacanthus (spiny chromis) is the source of this 4115-nucleotide messenger RNA. It is a transcript of the gene avl9, whose product is annotated as AVL9 homolog (S. cerevisiase). Gene Ontology annotation, cellular component: cytoplasm. The record is from RefSeq and is a predicted model, not a curated record. The coding region runs from base 176 to 2053 and encodes 625 amino acids. The transcript is spliced from 16 exons. Lineage: Eukaryota; Metazoa; Chordata; Actinopteri; Pomacentridae.